AUGGCGGAAUUCACAAACAGUUCUGUUGAAAAUUCAUCUAUACACCUUGAUUUGAAUCUGCCGAUACUCAGUUUGCAGCUCGAAUCUAAACAACUAUAUGAGAUAAUCUACAAUAGGAUAAACUCAGACCUUCUACUUUGGGAGCCACUGAUAGUGGAUCAGUUUGAGAUUAGUCCGCACAUGUGUGGAACCAUCUACCCCGCCUUUGGUAUGUGCAAAGGCGCCGGAUAUGACUCGGACACGGACAGUUCAUCUUCCGAAGAAGACAAUCUUUAUUACUCUACCUACGACAAUAAACUCAAAAAAGGUAUUGGCAACACUAAACCAUUGCCUGAAAAAAAAGAGAGCGAGAGCCAUAACUUCUGUUUGACUCUUAAAAUCGGGAAAGGGUUACUGACUAUCUUCGCUCCUGUACGGGACUCCAAUAAACGCGUAGUCCCUGGGCAAAUGGGAGAACUUGUGUUGGAAGCACACAAGUUGAGCAUGUGCCAAGUAAGUGGCCUUAACGGACGCGCGAAAACUGCUCAACUGUGUCUUAGAUCCGGAAAGAUGACGCUGUACCAUGAACCUCUUCUCAGUAUACCAUCAGAGAAGCCUCCCCUACGUCUUUAUGGUACAACUCUGCCCUUAUAUUUGAAGAGCACUAUUUUUCCAUCAAGCAAGGGAGUGAUCAUAAAAGAGCGUCUCCAAGCUAAAGAUAUGUUUUCCUUAGCACUCAAGACUGAACCCGACAAUGAGACACCUAAUUUGAAGACGAUCUGUAUAGCGAUGGGUAUAGAGCAAGCAACGUUGCGUCACCGUGGCGACAAAGGCAUCGCUUGGCUGACCCAACUCAUGGACGUCUUGGAUGUGCUGGACUACCCAGUACCUGGCUAUACACCUUCUAUAGUGCUGUCGGAGUUACAUGUCCACGUGUGGGAUUGCGCAGUCGAUUACAGACCUCUCUAUUUGCCAAUACGUACAGUUUUAACGCUCGGCAACUUCAGCGUGUCCAGUAACUUGAUACCGGAGACGAACACAUCAUACCUCCGCUUCUUAGCGCAGGAGUGCACUUUGUUCCUGUACCACUUGACGGGCAGCAAGGCGAACACGACCGUGCCCCAAGACGACGAUAAAGCCCCGGACGUAAAAAGGGACUAUGUUUGCGUUGUCGAUGUUGGACUGUUUGAGUUGUCGCUCAGGACGGAGGACAAAUCCAAUGGUGCGGGGGGCAGGUGCGUGCCGCGCGUGGAGCUGACGGCCAGCAACAACCAGGUGAGCGUGCACACGUGCUGGGACUCGGCGUCGGCGCUGUGCCGCCUGCUCACGUACGCGGCGGCCGACGGCGACGCCGCGCCGCCCGCGCCCGCGCCGCCCCCGCCGCCCGCGCCCCUCCACACCCACCCGGACCUCGCCAACGAACGUCUGCUCGGUCUGGACGAUCGACCAAUAGAAGAAAUUAGAGAGCUGUCCCCAAGUGAAAUUCAACAAGUAAAUGAUCUCAUGGCUGAAGCAAUGAAAGAAAGCCCCAAUAAUAUGGUAGAUGAAGAUGAACUAAAUAGUUCAACGGAAAAAGAGGGAGUGGAAAUAUUUUUCUUCCCCGACGAAUCGAAUAUGAAGACCAAACAGCUUUCUUCCGAAACCUUGAACACAGAAACCGAACCAAAAUCCUUAGAUUUUGAUGACACUCCGCCUGUUACUGCCGAGGAGGUUCUUGAAGAUAAACCUGCCGCCGCACAAUCUACAAAAGAUGUUACAGAUCCGCCAACCACGCCGAAAGGCUCACCACGGAAAUCAAAACGUAAAAAGAUUAAAUCUGGCGGCGAUGGUAGUAACACAGACGACGAAUAUUACAUUGUGGAGAAGACUGCAUACGGCCAAGAUAACGAAAUGGAUGAGCCAGUCGUGAACUGGAUUGGCCCUGGACCAGUUUAUAUGGUUGAUAACCAUUUCACAGUGCCUGCUGCCAGAACUGAUGUACUCAAGGCACCUAAAAGUUUUCCAACGCCGGUGCUACGGUACACACUUUGUGAGAUGAGCUUAACUUGGAACAUGUACGGUGGCCACGAUUUCAAGAAUGCCGGCGACACGACUACCACCAAAAAGACUGUCACUAUUGAAGGCGACAAACGGAAACAAGGAUCGCCUAUUAUCUCCAAACGGAGCAAGGAGUACGAACCAUACGAAAGUGGACAUGCCAUAUCUGAAACGUACCGGCACGGUGUUAGCUGGGCCGCGGGCACCGAGCGGGUGCGCGGUGUGGCGCCACCGCACCGUGAGCUGCGGACACGUGGCGGAGUGCACCGCGAUCACCAGACCUGCGUCAAACUGCGCCUUGCUAAGGUGAAAUUUCAACACGAAGUGUACCCUUCUGGAGGGACGCAGGCGUCUCGUCAGACCCUCGCAAUCACGAAGAUAGAGGUGUUGGACCGGCUUGUGUGCAGCGACAUCAACAAACUACUCAGUCAGUACAAGCUGAAGGAUGAGCCUGAGAGAAAUAAUGCGCAUAUGUUGGUAGUGAAAGCGGUCCACCUGCGUCCCGACCCGGCGUUGAGCGCUCAGGAAUGCUGUCUCAAAGUGUCGCUGCUGCCGUUACGGUUUAACCUCGAUCAGGACACGCUUGCCUUCCUCGUCGGAUUCUUCUCCAAGCUCGGCUCCGACGAAUGCAGUGAAGACGACACGAAGAGUGUAACAAGCGGUCUAUCGACAGAUUCAAGCGGAUCCCGUCAAACAACGCCCACGCACCGGCCGCCAGUAAUGAGCAUUGCCAGCCACUUACGAGAUCCGCCGCCGACACCCACUUCUCUGGGCGAUGCGGACUCGCUGUCGCUUAAUGAAACUGUGAUCCGUGACGAUGAGCCGCUUAUGGAGACCUAUGAAGCUGAACGCUUGGUGUCUGAGAACUUGAUCCAACUGGAAGAGGACUUCCAGAAGCUCGGCAUUAAUCAGGAGAAACCCACCACCAGGCUUCCAGUGGAAACUGAGGCGGUUGACGACUCGCCUAUCUAUUUCAGACGCGUAGUGUUCUCGCCCGAGGUGCCGAUCCGGCUGGACUAUGUGGGCAAACGCGUGGAUCUGUCGGCCGGGCCUGUAGCCGGCCUGCUCAUGGGCCUCGGACAACUCAACUGUUCCGAACUCACACUCAAGAGGCUCGACUACAAGUUGGGCUUAUUGGGCUUAGAAAAACUAGUCCAGUGGGCGUUACACGAAUGGCUGUCAGACAUCAAGCGACAUCAGUUACCCGGAUUGCUUAGCGGAAUUGGACCCAUGCAUUCUCUUUUGCAACUAAUAACGGGCAUCCGCGACCUGGUGUGGCUGCCGGUGGAGCAGUGGCGGCGCGACGGGCGCCUGGUGCACGGGCUGCGGCGCGGCGCCGCCUCUUUCACCGCGCGCACCGCCGUCGCCGCGCUCGACAUCACCGCGCGCCUGCUGCACCUCAUACAGGCGACUGCGGAGACGGCGCUGGACAUGGUGAGCCCGGGCGCGGCGCUGGCGCUGCCGGCGGCCAGCGCGCGGCGCGAGCGCCGGCGCCGCCGCGACUCGGCGCGCCCGCACGACCUGCGCGAGGGCGUCGCCAGCGCCUACCACACCGUGCGCGAGGGCUUCGCGGAGACAGCAGCGUCUAUGUCUCUGGCAGCGCGGUCGUCGCGUGUGGGCGUACUGCGGCAGCUGCCCGGUGCGGCCGUCACCCCCCUGGCGCUGGCGGCGGCCGGCGCGGCCGACGUGCUCGGCGGCGUGCGGGCCGCGCUCGCGCCGCACCUGCACCGCGACCACGAGGACAAGUGGCGCCGCCCAGACUCCACUGCAGAUUAG
Parnassius mnemosyne (clouded apollo) is the source of this 3792-nucleotide messenger RNA. NCBI's taxonomy places the organism in Eukaryota, Metazoa, Arthropoda, Insecta, Lepidoptera, Papilionidae. The record is from the annotation of a GenBank genome assembly.